Coregonus sp. 'balchen' is the source of this 1614-nucleotide messenger RNA. Lineage: Eukaryota; Metazoa; Chordata; Actinopteri; Salmoniformes; Salmonidae. The record is from the annotation of a GenBank genome assembly.
GAAAAGUAUUUGCAUAUGGGUAUGUUGUGUCUCUCCAUAUGAGGUUGGUGGGCUUAAAAAGAGCUGCAGUUCUGGUGAGUCACACAUCUGACUGCAGACUCAGAGCCAGUGCUAUAGACAGAAUGAAGGCCCUCCUCUCUCUCCUGCUUCUCUUCACCACCACUCUACUGAUGUCCACUACUUCUGCUCAAGGUGUGUGUGUGUUCUCUUAUCAUGUAUUUGAUUAGAUAGUGUUAGAUUUCACUUAAGAUGUUUGUUUUAGCAUUGGAAGCAAAUUGAUGAUAUUGGAAAUCCAUGGUGAUGGUGAGAAAAUAAUAUGAUGCUUUAUAAGUACAGUGUAAAUGAAUGAUGGUGAUGAUGAACAUGAUAAUGCAACUCUUCUCUCUCUCUUGUAGCCGGUGGACCAGUAAUCCCCUGCUGUAUGGAGAUUAAAGGCACUACGGUGCACCGCGACAAGAUCAAGUUCUACUACCUACAGGACACAGCCAUGUGUAACAUCAAGGCAGUAACGUAAGUGCUUAUAACCGUACAUAGGUGUUUAUACCAUGGCAUUGUUGAAUAUUCGUUUCUGAUUGACUUGAAGGGCAUUCUAGAGCAUGCAUGAUUUCCUUAUAAUGCACGGUAUAUCAGCACGAUAGAAUUCAAUGGCUAGUUCAUUCUUGCACAUUCUACUACUUUUGAAAGCAAACGUCGAAUUGAAAAUAUUAACGUCAUUGGCAUUGUUGAAUUAGAUUUUCAGAAUAGCAAGCAAGGACUGAUGAUUUGGUCAGCUAAACUAGCAAGUCUGUUUGUUUGGUUACCAAGGCAACUACAGUCACUAUUUAGUGAGCUUUCUAGCUACUUCAGUGGAUGUUGAACACAUUUCUACCUGCAAAUGAACACAUUUCUAGCGACAAAUGUGUUAAAUUAUAGCAAUGGUAUAAAAGGGAAAAUCAACUCGGGGCUCUAUGCCUCCACUAGCGCGUUGUUGAACACCCCUCCACGUUGUUCAUUUUCUGUUGAUUAUCCCUUACUUAUUUCAGCUGUUAUGAAUGCAGUAUAUAUACGCACUAUGAAUGCAUUCAUAAUGCAUUAUACCCAGAUGGACAAUUGGUUCAUAGAAAGCAUGACGUUUUUGAGUGUGUAUCUGUUGUGACCGGUCUAAUUGUUUUUUAAACCUGUUCUUUCCCCAGGUUUGUCACAGUGAAAGGCAUACGAAUCUGCUCUGACCCUUCCAACCCCUGGGCAAAGAAAACCAUGCAGUACCUGAACAAGAAGAACAAGCCUCACACACCUCAAAAACAUCACAUCACCUCAACUACUACUACUACUACAACCACCACUAUCCCACAACUUGCGAAAAACAACCCUCACAAAACAACAUUUUCAGCUCACAACCCCAAAAUUGCUUCUCAAUGGUCAACAACUCACCACAAGACAUAGAAGAACAUUGAAUUUUCCAGUUCAUAGUACAUCAGACUAUUGACUUUGAAUGUUUGAAUAUUUUCAAUAUGCAGCUAUUAUAACAAUUAUGUCACUUUAAUGAAUAUCUUUAUAUAUUUAUAAAUUAUUAAAUCGAAUUUACUUCCACAGUGAAUUUGAUGACUGCUGGCUAUUUGCCAGUAUGCCUAAACA